Molecule: messenger RNA, 3399 nt
Organism: Calidris pugnax (ruff)
Lineage: Eukaryota; Metazoa; Chordata; Aves; Charadriiformes; Scolopacidae
Gene: SLC16A5
Product: solute carrier family 16 (monocarboxylate transporter), member 5
Exons: 4
Coding region: 1-1470 (489 amino acids)
Biological process (GO): transmembrane transport; monocarboxylic acid transport
Molecular function (GO): monocarboxylic acid transmembrane transporter activity
Source: RefSeq, a predicted model, not a curated record
AUGCCCCAAGGAGGAGCAGCAGCACGUGAAGCCGCCAAGCCCCAGGAUCGGGGAUGGGCAUGGAUGGUCCUGCUCGCCGCAGUGCUGCUGCAGGGGCUGACGCUGGGCUUCCCCUCCUGCAUCGGUGUCUUCUUCACGGACCUCCAGCAUGACUUCCAGGCCAGCAACAGCGAGACGUCGUGGUUCCCAUCCAUCAUGGUGGCCGUGCUGCACGGAGGCGGGCCCCUCUGCAGCAUCUUGGUGAAGCGCUUUGGCUGCAGGUUUGCUGUGAUGCUGGGAGGGCUGCUCAGCGGAGUGGGCAUGGUGUCCAGCUCCUUCUGCAAGUCCAUCAGCCAGCUGUACUUAACAGCUGGCCUCAUCACCGGUCUGGGAUCAUGCUUCAGCUUCCAGGCAGGAGUGACUGUGUUGGGCUACUAUUUUGUACGGUGGCGAACGCUGGCCAAUGCCAUAGCAUCCACUGGUGUCUCUCUUGGUUUCACGCUGUGGCCGCUGCUUUCUCAAUAUCUGCUGGAUGAGAUGGGUUGGAGAAACACUUUUCUUAUUUUUGGAGGAAUUCUGCUGAACUGUUGUGUUUGUGGAGCCAUCAUGAGACCAGUUCAGCUCGCAUCAGGGUCACCACCGCAGUCACCCAAGCCUGCAGAGGAGCCAGGGAGAAGAGCAGAAGGGGCACAACUGUCCAAUGGAACAUCCCCCCACCCUGAGCUCCAGCAGCAAACCAGAAGGACCGCAUGCUCCCAAAUGCUGCAGAAGUACCUGGCUUUUGACAUCUUCUGUCAAAACAAAGGUUACCAGAUUUAUACUAUUGGAGUGACCUGGAUGAUGAUGGGGUUUGCAUUACCCCACGUCUACCUUGUGCCUUAUGCCAUCCAGAACGGGGUGGAGGAACGCCGGGCAGCCCUCCUCAUCUCCGUUAUUGGGUUCAUCAACAUCUUCAUACGCCCUCUGACAGGGCUGCUCUCAGGACACAGAGUCUUCACAGGGAGACGCAUCUACCUGUUCAGCCUGGCCGUGCUCCUCUGUGGGCUGAGCAACUUCAUUUGUGUCAUUUCGGCCGAGUUCAGCGUGCUCAUCAUCUACUGUGUCAUCCUCAGCAUAGCCAUGAGUGGCGUCGGGGCACUCACCUUCCAGGUGCUGAUGGACGUGGUGGAGAUGGACAGGUUCUCAAGUGCUUUAGGGCUCUUCACCGUUCUGGAGAGUAUCACACUCCUCAUCGGACCCCCUCUCACAGGUCUCCUGGUGGACAUAACUAGUGAUUUCCACUAUGUCUUCUACAACUCCAGUUUCUUCCUGAUAUCAGCUGCGCUAUUCAUGGGGCUCAGCUUCUGUGCUCUGGAAAAAAAAAACAAAUUGAAAGAGGCUUCAAAAGUACCUUUGGAUAAUCCCUCCAAAUAUCAAUACAAUGAAGUGCCAACUGAACCACAGUCUGAGAGUCAAUCCCCUCCAGCAGUCAUGUAUGUCACAAGCGUAUGAAAAGAAGAAAAAAAAAAAAAAGAGGAACACAAGUACGUGGCCUGUACAAAGCUAUGCAAGGGCAAGCACUGAUGGCAGAUGAAAAAACAAGCAUCUGCUUUCCACAACUGUCAUCAUCCUUCUGCCCUGCACUUCCACUCCACGGGGCCGUGUCAGACUCCACGUGAGCGAUCCAGACCACAGGCUGAGCCCAGAACCCAGCGCCAGCCAAAGAGCCGAAGGACAAAGAGAACUGUGCUUUCCUAAAGCAAACCGUGGGAUAACAGCCAUGGUAACCAGCACCCAGAGACAAAAAGCUGUGUCAGUUCCAUUGGUUGAAGUCAGUGCCUUUAAGAAGUCACUGGAAUGUCACAUACACAUUUCAGUUGGCAGCACUGGACAAUACAUAUUAAUGGCUAUGUACAACGGUAGUUCUUUCACAAAGAAGUAUUAUUGCUCCGUCUGAACGUGCAAUUUUGGUGCGGACUUAUACGAAAUUUCCUGGUUGCUUCCCAUGUAAGGGGUGGCAAGACAUACACUUUCCACGGGAAGUGUGUUAUUAUUUUCCACAUGUUUAAACACUAUACGGAGGCUGCUGCAUGGGUUGCAGAACUCAGCCAAGUCUCUAGUAGGAUAAAAUAUUUUCUCCUAUGAGGUGUAUAUAUAUGAGUUCUUCACGCCAAGGCCAUUUUCAAAGCAUCAAAGGCUCAACUCCAGAGCAUCAAAAAAGAAAAAAUAUCUAAACCUUACAGUGCCUCCUUUGUAUAACUAGCGGUAUCUCAAGUGCUUCUUGAUAGAUCACAAAACAGGAUUCAUGGCUUGUGUAAACAUACUUCUUUCCGGCAUUAACUGGCACCCAUUUUGGGGGGGAGGGAGGGGAAGAGGAGAGAAAGGAGAAGGGAAGUUGCUACUAGACCUGAGAAUAAGUGUAUACAUCGUUAUAUAGGGAUAAAUUCAAAGCCACUGUAGUUCCCCCUUGUGUAAAUGAAUUUAGCUCUUUAGUCUUAGACUCUCAGACUUCAUUACACCAGCAUUCUCAUCAGAGAGAAUUUUGCACAAGCAUAACUUACAAAUAAAUCUGUGGGGAAAAUAUACUGAGAAAAGUCAGUGUUACUGACCUUCAUAUCCAUGAAGCCUUGACUGUAAGUGGCUUUUCUGGCUACACUCCUGGGAGUCACACUUGUAAGGACUAAGCUGAGAGCCACAUCAGCCUCCAGCUUCCCUCAGCAUCAGCUCCAGCUGCAACCUGUUUAUAUUCUGUAUCAUUCCUGAUCUGACAGAAGCAAAUACUCAUAGAGCACUGGAGAGGAAGAUUAUUCAACACAUUAGAAUCAUCCGAAAGACAGAAGCAUCAAGGAGGAGUGAAAUGGAAGAAGCACCAGCUUUCAACUCAAUGGCAGUGCUUAUAUUGAGACGUGUUAUAUCAGAUUCCUAGCUACAAAACCACAGUUUCCAUUAGAGCUCUGUGCUCCCCAGCUCAAAAUAAACAAACCAAAAAACCCACACUGGAUGAAACCACUGGAAAACUGACUCCAAGGUCUUCAGAGACUACAAUGGCUUCACAGCUGGCUUGUACAGUGGAAGAGGAUCAGUCUUUCAGAAGGCCUCCUGCUCCCACCACUCAGUAGUAUCUGUAUUUCUGUACUGCUCUAGGAUUACUGAACCAGCAGGCUUUGCAUUUCCUGAUCAAACAUAUACUUAAAUGAGAUGACUAGUGGGAAACAUACAUACCUAAUCUCUCAUCACACGUGUUUAUUAACUUGUGUAAUGCUUACAUGGUCCAUAACUACAAAGUAAACAGGGACGGUGCUCCUCAGCUUACCAAAACAAUGACUGCUCUAUGUUCCUGGGGAAAAAAUGGGGCUUUCUCCCUCUCUAACACACCAAUGAAAAGGGAACAAGUCCUAAACCUCUUCUAGCUAUUGCAAAUAAAACAGCCAAGCAGCUGAA